Messenger RNA from Sporothrix brasiliensis 5110, 891 nucleotides. Its product is annotated as 50S ribosomal protein l4. Gene Ontology annotation, biological process: mitochondrial translation. Gene Ontology annotation, molecular function: structural constituent of ribosome. The coding region runs from base 1 to 891 and encodes 296 amino acids. Lineage: Eukaryota; Fungi; Ascomycota; Sordariomycetes; Ophiostomatales; Ophiostomataceae. The transcript has 2 exons. Gene Ontology annotation, cellular component: mitochondrial ribosome; mitochondrial large ribosomal subunit. The record is from RefSeq and is a predicted model, not a curated record.
AUGGCUGCGCUUGGCCCCUCGGCGGCGCGUGUCCGCGGCGCUGUUUCCGGCUGGAGCACCACCCGCAACAUGAUCUCGUGUUCACACCCGGCGCGCUUUGCGUCACAACAAGCGCAGCCACCACUACGAACGACACAGACAAAAUCAUCAUACACACAGUCUACAAUAGCACCAGGAGCCAUGCAGAUGCAACAGCGGUCCUCCUUCUCCACCUCCCCCGUCCUCGAAAAGCGCCAUAAAUACCGCUCGCGUGACAACAACCGCCUGCGCGGUGUCUCGAGCAUCCGCCGCACAGGACCUCGCCAGUUCCUGUCCGUGUCCGACUCCCCGCUCCCCCGCUCGACCCUGCCGGGUGUCGGCGGCACCAGAGAGGCCAAGGAGGCCAUGGCCGCUGCAACGCGGCCUGAGAUUGACCCGGAACACGGCCUGUGGCAGUUCUUCUACGACGGCCAAGUGGCACAACCGCCGACCAAGGAUGCGGCUUUUGGACGGCCCUGGAUGGCCGAGGAGCUGCGGCGCAAGAGCUGGGACGACCUGCACCGGCUGUGGUGGGUGUGCGUCAAGGAGCGCAACCGGAUUGCGACGGCGACCGAGUCGCGGAAGCACUUUGACCUGGGCUUUGGCAAUUUUGAAGCGCAGGAGCGCGACGCUGCGGUCCGCGAAACGAUGAGACGUAUCAAGCACGUGCUGACGGAGCGCUUUUAUGUGUGGGAGGAUGCCGUCGAGUUGGCCCGCACGGACCCGGAGAUUGACCUGUCCGGAAACGGUCCGGCAUUCCGGCCAGCAGCAUACCUGGAGGAUGAGCCAGCGGCAGCUGGUGAGAGUGGAAAUACAGAGGCUGCGCCGGCAGAAAGCAGGUCAGGAGAGCAGGAGCCGGCCCCUGUACGGUAA